CUGCUUGUCAUCCAGCUCAGAUCCCUGUGCAGCGUGCUGUCACUUCAUCAGCAGGGCCAGCUUGGGACGUACUGGAGCACCAUGGAGCUGCUGUCAUCUCUCAGCCUGGAGGAUCUGGCUGUAUCCUUCUCCAAACUGCCCGUCUUCCCUCUCUUUGAUGUGGUGGCUUAUUAUAUCAUCUCCAUCCUGUACCUCAAGUAUGAGCCAGGUGCUGUGGCUCUUUCAAGACGUAGUCCAGUAGCCUCCUGGAUAUGUGCGAUGCUCUACUGCUUUGGCAGCUACAUUCUUGCAGAUGUCUUACUUGGUGAUUCACCCAUCCACUACUUCAGUAAUAAUUCCAAUAUACUUCUGGCUUCAGCUGUUUGGUACUUGAUGUUUUUCUGUCCACUGAGCCUGUUCUACAAGAUAGUUAGCUUCCUGCCUAUUAAACUAGUCCUUGUUGGGAUGAAAGAGGUAGUCCGAGUACGCAAAAUCGCCAUUGGAAUCCACCAUGCCCACCACCAUUACCACCAUGGAUGGGUUAUCAUGGUACUCAUUGGAUGGGUGAAAGGUUCUGGAGUUUUGCACUGAUGUCUAAUCUGGAACAGCUUUUACGGGGCGUUUGGAAGCCUGAGACCAAUGAAAUUCUUCACAUGUCCUUCCCAACCAAGGCCAGUUUGUAUGGCGCUAUCCUGUUUACUCUGCAGCAGGCCCACUGGUUACCUGUUUCCAAAGCCAACCUCAUCUUCUUCUUUACAUUGUUCAUGGCAGCUUGCAAGAUAUUCAUGACUGCCACCCACUCCCAUGGAUCACCCUUUGCUCCAGUAGAAAAUGGCCUCUGCCUUGUUCUUUUUGGCUCUCCUGAUGGUGUGCAUGAGGAACAUGAUGACCACCACCAUCACCACCAUGAUGAUCAUGAGGUGUCCCAUUCAGCAGGAAAAUCCAAAGAAGAACUGAAUGAAGGAACUCGCAAAAGAAAAGUGAAGAAAGCAGAAUAA
Messenger RNA from Staurois parvus, 977 nucleotides. Lineage: Eukaryota; Metazoa; Chordata; Amphibia; Anura; Ranidae. The record is from the annotation of a GenBank genome assembly.